AUGUCGGAAAGAGAAGACAAACAGAACCGGGGUUGGAGAUCUUGGCUGGUGUUUCUCGCCCUCUGCAUAUCACUGUUCCUCACUGCUCUCGACCUGGCAUCCAUCUCCACUGCUCUCCCUGCCAUCGUCCAUGAUCUCGGUGGUUCGGAGUCUUUCACUUGGGUUUCAUCAGCCUACACCCUUGCGUGCACCGCAGUCCUCCCCAUAAGCGGUCGGGCUGCAGAUAUAUUUGGUCGUCGAACUGUCCUCUUGGUGGCUGUUAUGCUAUUUGCUGCUGGAUCUGCUGUAACUGGUGCCGCGGCGUCCAUGAACAUGAUGAUAGCGGGCAGGACAAUACAGGGCAUCGGAUCGGGGGCAAUCCAAGUCCUUGUUUCUAUUGUGACAGCGGAUUUGAUCCCUCUGAAGGAAAGAGGUCUAUUUCAGUCGUUCACUGGCGCCACAUUCAGUCUUGCGUCUGUCAUAGGCCCCUUUAUUGGGGGUGCAAUAGCCCAGCACAUGUCUUGGCGAUGGUACUCAUUAUUAAUAGAUCUCAAUCUUCCGCUUUGCGUCAUCGCGUUCGUUCUUGUGCUUGUAUUCCUCCGCCUCCGAAAGCCGCAUAUAGAGAGCUAUGCUGAGGCAUUUCUUACACUAGACUGGGUCGGGAAUCUCAUGAUCAUUGGUGGCGCUACGUCUUGCAUCGUAGCGUUGACAUGGGCCGGAGUCAGCUUUCCUUGGUCAUCCGCACCAGUCAUCGCUCCCCUCGCCAUCGGUCUUGUGUGUCUGCCCAUGGCGCUGGUGUACGAAGCAUUGCUCGCGACACAUGCACCUCAGAUCCCACUGUCUAUCGUCAAUAAUCGUACAAGCGCUAGCGGAUAUAUAGGGUCAUUCCUGCAUGGCCUUGUCGUGAAUAGCGUUCCUUCUGAUUGUAUGUACAGCCCGACUUACUUCCAAGGCGCUAAGGCAGCGUCACCCUUGAGGUCCGGGUUGUACAUUCUUCCAGCAGCGCUUUUCCUUUCUCCAUCUGCGAUUGUACAAGGGAUCGUGAUCAGUAAGACCGGGAGAUACCGCCUCGUGAACAUCAUAGGAUGGUGUGCGAUGCUUCUCGGAAUGGGAUUGCUCACGCUCUUGAAAGAGAGCACGCCUGUUGCCGUCACUAUUCCAAUGCAAAUCAUCGUCGCCGUCGGAUUCGGCUUUCUCUACGCCACUACAUUCUCUGUGCUCGCCCCACUCGACCCCGUGAACAAUUCGGCCGCCCUGUCACUUUUACUCUUCGUGAGAACAUUUUCUGUUUCAUGGGGAAUCUCGAUCUCGGCAAUGAUACUACAGAAUCAGCUUCAGCACCACCUCCCAGAUGCAUUUUUACAGCUGGUUCCUCCCAACCACGAUAUAGCAUACAGCUCCAUCCCAAUCAUCCAGACACUGCCGCAGCCUUUGCAGACGGAGGUGCGGGAGGCGUUUGCGUCAAGUUUGAAGCUCGUCUGGCAGGUCCUACUCGCAUUUUGCGGCGCAGGUCUGCUGAGCGCGACCAUGCAGAAGCAAAUCGCUCUUCAUGACAAGAUGGACGACAGGUGGGGCUUAGAACAAGUAACAAAGGAGAAGGAUAGUGAGAUGCCACCCGUAGUCGCGGGAGAGGUGGUAGGAACAGUGGAAUCCACAGUCGGUGUCGACAUUACACGUAUGCAGGCAUGA
Molecule: messenger RNA, 1668 nt
Organism: Dichomitus squalens LYAD-421 SS1
Lineage: Eukaryota; Fungi; Basidiomycota; Agaricomycetes; Polyporales; Polyporaceae
Product: MFS general substrate transporter
Exons: 11
Coding region: 1-1668 (555 amino acids)
Biological process (GO): transmembrane transport
Cellular component (GO): membrane
Molecular function (GO): transmembrane transporter activity
Source: RefSeq, a predicted model, not a curated record